AUGGCGUCAACAGCUUCUCGUCGUCAAUGGAAAUACGAUGUCUUUCUAAGUUUCAGGGGGGAAGAUACGCGCAGGGGUUUUACCGAGUAUCUGUAUACUGCACUAAAUGAGAAAGGAAUACUCACCUUUCUGGAUGACCGAGACCUUGAGAAAGGAAAAUCCAUUAGUCCUGAACUUUUAGCUGCAAUUGAGGAGUCUAGAUAUGCGAUUGUCAUUCUCUCACACAGCUAUGCUUCUUCGUCAUGGUGCUUGGAUGAACUCGUCAAGAUUAUUCAAUGCAUAAAAGAGAUGGGCCAACAAGUCUUCCCCGUCUUCUACAAGGUGGAUCCUUCUGAUGUGCGGCACCAAAGGGGAAGUUUUGAGCUCAAAUGGGAAGCCCAAGUACAAGUAAGGGAACACGAAGAAGUUUAUGGGAGGAAUGAGGACAGACUAAAUGCGUGGACGGCUGCUUUGACUAAGGUCGCCAAUCUUUCUGGCUGGGAUUACAAGAAUUUUUCACAUGAAGCAAAACUAAUUGACGAAAUUGUUGAUCAUAUACUAAAGAAGUCCGUGUAUACAUCUUCAAGUGUUGACAAGGGCUUCAUAGGAAUGGAUUCCCGCAUUGAUGAUUUAUUAAGCAAUUACAUAUGUCCUCAGCUUCGUGGGGUGCGUUUUAUAGGGAUCCAUGGCAUGCGGGGAAUAGGUAAGACAACAGUUGCUAGAGCAAUCCAUGAUGAAAUUUGUCAAAAUUUUAACCGAACCUGCUUUCUUUCCAAUGUUAGAGAAAUGUCUAAAAACAAUGGCAUUGUUUCUCUACAAGAAAAACUUCUUUCCAGAAUCCUGAUGACAAAAAUUGAAAAUAUAGAGGAUGAAUACAUAGGAGCUGCUAUGAUAAAAAGGCGGUCGUGUAGAAUGAAGGUGCUUGUUGUUAUUGAUGAUGUGGAUCAGUUGACGCAAUUAGAGAAAUUGGCUGGAAGUCGCAACUGGUUUGGUCCAGGGAGUAGAAUUAUCGUAACCACCACAGAUAUUCAGUUGUUAAAGGCACAUGAUGUUGAUGCUACAUACAAGGCUAACGGGUUAAACUGUAAUGAAGCACUUCAACUUUUGAGCUUGAAGGCUUUUAAGAAAUGUCCCCCACCAGAGAAUUAUUUGCAUCUGUGCUACCAUAUUUUAGGGUAUGCUCAGGGGCUUCCGUUGGCUCUCGUGGUUUUAGGUUCUUUUCUAUCUGGUAGAGGGGCUGAUAAAUGGGCAAGUGCAAUAGAUAGGCUAAGGAGCACACCAGAUAAACGCAUUAUUGACGUGCUUCGGAUUAGUUUUGAUGACCUGCAUGAAAAAGAGAAAGAAAUAUUCCUACAUAUUGCUUGCUUUUACAAGGGCAAGGAUAAGGAUCGUGUGACACAAAUACUAGACUAUUGCCAGCUAGAACCUGUCAUUGGUUUAGAUGUUCUUGCUGAUAGAUCUCUCAUAACUAUCUCCAACAACGAACUGUCGAUGCAUGAUUUGCUACAAGAAAUGGGCUGGGAAAUUGUUCGUGAACAGUCUCCUGAAGAGCCAGGCAAACGUAGUAGAUUAUGGUCUUAUAAAGACAUCAACAAGGUGCUGGAGAGAAAUAAGGGAACAGAUUCAAUCCAAGGCAUGGUAAUGGAGUUGACUCAAUUGCAAGUGGCUCAUUGGAAGCCAGGAGCCUUUUCAAAUUUGUCUCAACUUAGUCUUCUCCAUAUUCGUAAUGUGGACCUUCCCAAAGGCCUCUCUUGUCUUUCUAAUUCCUUGAGACUCCUCGAAUGGACUGGGUAUCCCUUAAGAGCUCUCCCAAAAAAUUUUGAAGCAGAUGAACUUAUUGAACUUAACUUGUGCCACAGCAACAUUAAACAGCUUUGGAAGGGAACAAAGAAUUUUGACAAGUUGAAGUUCAUCAAACUCUGCCAUUCUCAAAACAUUGUGGAGACCCCAGACCUCGCAGGUGUUCAGCAUCUUGAGACUUUAGAUCUUGAAGGAUGUGAGAAUUUGGUAAGAAUCCAUCAAUCCGUUGGAUUUCUCAAAAAGCUUAUUGUCCUGAAUCUUAAAGACUGCAAAAGUCUCAAGAGUCUGCCAAGUAAAAUUGAAAUGGAAUCUCUUGAAACAUUAAUUCUUUCUAACUGCUCAAAAGUUAAGAAGAUUCCUGAGUUUGUUGGAAAUAUGGAACGUUUGUUGGUGCUUUUUCUUGAUGAGACUGCUAUUGAGGAACUGCCUGUUUCAAUUGAACGGCUGACUAGCCUUGUGUCAUUGAAUCUAAGCAACUGCAGAAAUCUUGUUUGUCUCCCAAGCACCAUCAAUAAAUUGAAGUCUGUUGAAAAUCUUAAUCUUUCUGGAUGCUUGAAACUUGGCAGACAUCAGGUAAAUGUGGGGGAGAUGGACUGUUUUGAGGAAAUUGAUGUGAAUAGUGGGUCUGCAAUAGAAAUGUCAUCUACCCAUGAUCACAGAAAAUAUGUGAGAGGUUCAAUCUUUCAUGGAUGCAAAGUAAUUUGGCGAUCUUUAAAUAAGUUCUUGCCUUCUGGAUUGGUGACAAAAGUGAAUACAGAGCCAAUGAGUUUCCACUUGCCUAUAUCUGGUCUGUCUAAUUUAACAUAUCUGAACCUGAGUAAUUCCAAUCUUGGUGAAGGAGCAUUUGCCAAUGAAUUUGGUUACUUUCCCUCUUUGGUGACCUUGAAUCUAAGUGGAAACAAUUUUGUUCGCCUUCCUUCAGGCAUUGGAUUGCUUUCUAAGCUUGAGAACUUUAACUUGGAGAAUUGCAAGAGACUUCAAGAGUUGUCAGACCUUCCAUCAAAUAGUACACUUGAUUUAAGGGCAGAUGGAUGCAAUAACAUAGCAUUUGAAAUGCUGAAGACAUUCAUGUAUCAGGGAAUCUCUAAUAAGAGUGAAACUUUCCAAAUUGUAAUUCCUGGAAGUAAUAUUCCUGAGUGGUUCAGCCAUCGGACUGUUGGGUGUUCCUCAAGUGUAUAUCUACCUGCACAUUGGAAUAACAGUCGACUUAUGGGAUUUGCUUUGUGUGCUGUUUUUGUACUCCAUAAGCACCAUCGGGUGGAUAAGCUUUGUAGAGAUGAAUUCAAGACUUUUAAUGCAACACAUCAUCUUGUAUGUUGCCUGAAGCUCGAUGGAAGAAAAUUGGAAGUAUAUGGCAAACAGCCUGCAUUUCGCUUUAGUGAAGAAUUUUGCCAGGUUAAGUCAGAUCACCUGUGGCUAUUCUAUGUAUCUCGUGAUAAAUACUUUGGUACAGAGUGGUGGCAAAACAGUUGCAGUCAGCUUGAGUUCUUAUUUAAAACCAGAGGGCCGGGUCUAAAGGUGAAGGAGUGUGGAGGGAAACCAGUGGCACUGGUGGCAGAACUUGCACGCUUGAAGAAUUGUAGGACUGGCAGAAAUAUAGGGGAUCCACCCCUGGCCACUCUGAAAGACCAUACAAGGCAAGGAAUUACUGAUGGAAAUACAUCUCGGGUAGAUGGUGAUGAUGUUGACUGGGAUACUGAUGAUGAGCUUGAGAUUGAAAACUUCACUUUAUCUUCUUCAGCUAAUCCUGGCUCUGGGGAGGUAAACAUUAUAUCUGACGUACAGAUUUAUAUUUCUUUGGAGAUUGAUUGUGAUGAGUUCAUUGGGGCAGGUGAAAUACCGGCCUUCUUUAGAUUUGAGCAUUCCAAGGUACAAGUAACAGAAAUGGACGUGACUAUGGCUCAUUAG
Messenger RNA from Rosa chinensis, 3687 nucleotides. RefSeq names its product TMV resistance protein N. Lineage: Eukaryota; Viridiplantae; Streptophyta; Magnoliopsida; Rosales; Rosaceae. Gene Ontology annotation, molecular function: ADP binding; protein binding. Gene Ontology annotation, biological process: signal transduction; defense response. Bases 1 to 3687 code for a protein of 1228 amino acids. The record is from RefSeq and is a predicted model, not a curated record. The transcript has 9 exons.